Molecule: messenger RNA, 2300 nt
Organism: Elaeis guineensis (African oil palm)
Lineage: Eukaryota; Viridiplantae; Streptophyta; Magnoliopsida; Arecales; Arecaceae
Product: protein HESO1
Biological process (GO): RNA 3'-end processing
Molecular function (GO): nucleotidyltransferase activity
Source: RefSeq, a predicted model, not a curated record
CGCUGCACCCGUGGAACAUCCUACCAAGAAUCUAUGAUUGCAUCCGCUUCCGGUCCUUCCUCUUUCGCCGUCAUAUUCCAAGGUGUAUGUAAACUACCUCGACGAGAACAAGGAGCUCUCGUUCCCCCUGCUGUCGAUCCUCCUCACCGGAACCCUAGCGCCACCAGCCGCCUCCCCCUCGUCGCCGCUACUCUUACGCUGGCUUCUUCCGCAAACCGAUUCCAAUUCUAAUCUUGUCGAGCGCUCGCGAGGCAGGUUCUGCACCAUGACAUUAGGCCAUGCAGUGCUGUGCGAGAAUGCAGCAAUUUUGGAGUCAAAGGCGCUAAAAAGGAUUUCAUUUGAUUCUGCAUUGGUUCCAACUCUCGAGGCAUUGCUUCUUGAUGUUUAUGGCAUUCUGCGUCCAAGGCCAAUUGACUAUGAGCAACGGAGACACUUAGUUCAAACCUUCAAUUCAAUGGUUAUGGAUAUCUUUGGUAAUAACAAUGGAUUUCCUGUUGUGGAGGCAUUUGGUUCUUUCAUCAUGGACUUAUUUACUGCUACAAGUGAUCUGGAUCUUUCUCUCAACUUUAGUGACAAUGAUAUGAGUGACUUCCCACGUGACAAGAAGAUUUCUGUUCUUAAGAAGUUCUCCAGAGCCUUGUAUGCUCAUCAAAGGCGAGGACAUGUAUCUGGGGUACUGCCAAUAUUGAAAGCUAGAGUUCCGGUUUUGAAAGUUGUGGAUUGUGGAACUGGAAUUGAAUGUGACAUUUCUGUUGAAAAUAAGGACGGCAUUUCAAGAUCUGUAUUUUUCUCUCUUGUUUCUUCAAUCGAUGAAAGGUUUCGGAUAUUAAGUUAUCUGAUGAAGUUUUGGGCAAAGGAACAUGGCAUUAAUAGCUCAAAAGAUCGCACUAUGAACUCUUUAUCCAUAAUAUCAUUAGUUGCUUUUCAUUUGCAGACUCGGAAUCCUUCCAUAUUGCCUCCUUUUUCUGUCAUAUUAAAAGAUGGGACAGAUAUCUCAAGAAUACAGAACAUUACCAAUGGAUUGAAACAGUUCGGUAGAAGAAAUCGAGAAUCUAUAGCUGAACUAUUUGUAGCAUUAUUGGGUAAACUGUCAUCAGUGGAGAAUUUAUGGCAGGAUGGUCUCUGUGCCAGCACUUAUGAAGGUUCAUGGGUUUCAAAGACAUGGGAAUCAGGAGCUGGCAAUAUGAAUGUUGAAGACUUUCUGGAUCGAUCUCAAAAUCUUGCAAGAUCAGUUGGGAAAAUUGAGAUGCAGAAGAUCUACAGAUGCAUUCGGGGUUCCCUUGGUAAUCUAUCAUGUUUCUUGAUAGGUCAAAUUGGAGCAUCCAAGUUGAAGGCGCUCUUGUUUGGAUCCAUGCAUUUGAAUAUUCCAAGUGAUCAACUUCUUUAUAGUGAAGGGAUGAAGCGCACAAGGGGAUAUCCCUUCUCCGACUCUGGUGCUUCGCUGGACCCCAUUACAACAAAGAAGGCGAGAUACACUGACCGCACCAAAGAACCAUAUCGUUAUGAGACUCCAAGUGCUCUACCCAAUCCUUCCAUUCCUCUGCUUCCUCCUCUUCCAUCCCAUCCUAAGAAUGGUGCAUAUCAUUUAGGACCACCGGUUAUUCCUUUUCACAAGGGUUAUACAUUGGAGUAUCACCCACAAUACUUAGCUGUCUCUUCUCAGUUGGUUUAUGGUUCACAACAUGAGCAGCAACUUCCAUUUGCUCAAUUAGAUUAUGGAUCACAACACCUACGCCCUAGGCCCUUUCAGCUCUACCUUGGAUCUCAGCUUCACCAGCAUGGGCAAAAUCUGAUGGAUCAUAGGACAUGAAAUGACAUGGAAGUCUGGUCUGGUAACUGAACCAGUCUGUGAUCAUCCACAGCAUGCAUAUAUUCUUUGCUUGUUCGCAGGUUUUGAUUAUCAUCAUCCACAGUUAAUGUUCAUCUGUGCAAGAUCUCUUUUGAUAAAAAACUUAGCACUCAAUGAAGGAGUUGAGCAAUCCAAUUUACUGCCAGCAACAGCAUUUCAUUAGUUAUAGUUGAGAGACAUUAAUUUGUAUGACUUUCUCUGGCAAUUUUCUUCUUUUCAUGCAUUUUAAUUCUCAUGAUGUUUGAGGAGCUUGAGAUUGCAUUUGAGAUCUUUCUUGUUUUAAAGGAGAAGUUUAGUUGUAUUGUUAAAACAUGCCGCAAGAAAUAUCAGUUCAUAAUUAACUAACUUGUACAGAGCUGAUGUCUGAGGAUCAAAUGUAAUCUCUCUGGCAGCCUUUUGUACUGCAUACUGUGAAGUAGGUUCUUUGUAUGAUCAAUGAGGGUUUCUACAA